This is a messenger RNA of Nicrophorus vespilloides, 627 nucleotides long. RefSeq lists its product as uncharacterized. The transcript has 2 exons. NCBI's taxonomy places the organism in Eukaryota, Metazoa, Arthropoda, Insecta, Coleoptera, Silphidae. The coding region runs from base 178 to 618 and encodes 146 amino acids. The record is from RefSeq and is a predicted model, not a curated record.
AGUAGGAAACGGGUUCCGUGCGGAAUCUCGUAUAAAACUGAACGGGAAUCAAAGUGUUUUUUUUCUUUAAUUUCUUUUCUUAGUAAACUUCUUCGCAUGUGCCGUUAGUGCACAAUCGCAUUUAAUCGCUUGCAAUAUUCGCGAAGCUUGCAUACACCUCUAUACCUCCUCGAAGACAUGACCAUCAGACUAUCCAAUCUCGUAUUCGUACUCUUCCUCUUCGGAAGUUGUCUCUCUUCUCCAUCACAUUCUCAUUCGAACGGGACGGAUUUCGACGAAUACGAUGGUUUCUACGAAGACGAUAAAUUGAAGCCCAAAAAUGAGACGGAGGAAGAGGCUGUAGAUGUGUACGAUCAGAGCCAGAAGGGCGGUACGAAUGUUCGUGUGCAUAUGAAUAAAGUAAUGUUCAUUCAUACACCGUCAGCGCUUUUGGCUGCGAUUUUGGCUUCUACAAUCAAAGACGAUGGUUUUCUUCUUCAGAAACCGGGAGACUUCGAUGAGGAUUUCAACUUCAAUUUAACACAAUUAUCGAACUCUCAACCACCAAAACCGGAGGCACAAAUCUUUGUAUCAACGAUUCUCAACUCGACAUCAACGAACGCAACAAAUCCGAACUAAAAACAAAGC